CUCGCACCGGGCGCCAUGUUCGCCGUGAAGCCGAAAGCCGUCGUCGGCUUCAACCUGUUGUGCGGCGGCUCCCCGGCGGGGCUGGGGCGCGGCUUUGGCUCGGAAAGGAAAUCCCAUGUUUUGGGGGCUCCCAGCCCCUCCCAGCCCCUAAUCGCCGGCAAUCCCGCAGGAAUGCUGCGCAAGCUGCAGAUCCAGCAGGAAGAGGACCUGCAGGCCGUGGUGGAGGUGGCUGCGCACGUGUUCAGCGACGGGGUGACCAACUGGGGCCGCGUGGUGACCCUGGUGGCCUUCGGGGCCUUGGUGGCCAAGCACCUGAAGAGCAUCAAGCAGGAGCAGAGCAUCGGCUCCCUGGCCGGGAUCAUCACCGACGCCCUGGUCUCCACCAAGAGGGAGUGGCUGGAGAGCCAGGGGGGCUGGGAGGGCUUCGUGGACUUUUUCCGCCCGGAGGAUCUGGAGGGCAGCGUCCGGAACGUUCUGAUGGCCUUCGCGGGCGUGGCCGGCCUGGGCGCCAGCCUGGCCUACAUGAUCCGGUGAGCCCGGCCUGCCCGCGCCCCCGGGGCACGCUGUGGGGGGACUGCCUCCCUGGGACCCCCAGGAUCAGACUUUGGGGGGCCUGCCUCCCUGAGACCCCCAGGAUCAGACUUUGGGAGGACUGCCUCCCUGGGACCCCCAAGAACCAGACUUUGGGGGGACUGCCUCCCUGGGACCCCCAGGAUCACAUUUUGGAAGGACUGGCUCCCUGGGGCUGCCUGGGAUCAGACUUUUGGAGGACUGGCUACUCCCAAGAACCAGAUUUUUGGAAGACUGGCUCCUUGGCACUCCCAAGAACCAGAUUUUUGGAGGACUGGCUCUUUGGGCAUGCCAACCACCAGAUUUUGGAAGGACUGCCUCCGCGGUGCUGCCCAGGAUCAGAUUUUGGAGGACUGGCUCCCCAGCACUCCCAGGAACCAGACUUUGGGAGGACUGGCUCCCUGGGGCUGCCCAGAGCCAGAAUUUUGGAAGGACUGGCUCCUGGGGCUGCCUGGGAUCACAU
This is a messenger RNA of Onychostruthus taczanowskii (white-rumped snowfinch), 1033 nucleotides long. Its product is annotated as induced myeloid leukemia cell differentiation protein Mcl-1 homolog. Gene Ontology annotation, biological process: positive regulation of apoptotic process; release of cytochrome c from mitochondria; extrinsic apoptotic signaling pathway in absence of ligand. Gene Ontology annotation, molecular function: protein homodimerization activity; channel activity; protein heterodimerization activity. The coding region runs from base 16 to 534 and encodes 172 amino acids. Lineage: Eukaryota; Metazoa; Chordata; Aves; Passeriformes; Passeridae. Gene Ontology annotation, cellular component: mitochondrial outer membrane. The record is from RefSeq and is a predicted model, not a curated record. The transcript is spliced from 3 exons.